AUGGCGAAAAAGGCGCCCCCGAACCCCUCAAAAACCGGGAAAAAACGCGCGCGUUCGCCCACGGCGGCGGCCCCUGCCGAACCCCCCAAACGGCCGAAAUCGGGCGAAAAGCCGCGGCCCGGCAACGCGGCCGCGCGCGCGAGGGCCCCUGUCGUGGGCUGCGUGUCCGGGAUGACCGCGAAGCAGCGCGGGAUGGCCCAGCAGGCCCUGAAGGCCCACAACGGCCGCCUCGUCGAGGGCAUCGCGAGGGCGAAUUUGCUCAUCGUCCCAGCCCCGCCCACCCGGACGCCGAAGUUUAUCAUCGCCGUCGGCCGGGGGAUCCCGAUUGUGGAUAUCCCGCACCUCGAAGCGGCCCUGACGGAUGGCGAUCUCUCGAAGUUCAUCGUCUCGCUAAAGUACUUGGACGUGACUUACACCGCGCCGGCCUUGCGAAGCGCGAUCUUUCGAACGCGCGAGAUCCCUCUUCUGAAAGGUCUCGAAUUUCAGCUCAGUGGAUUGCCUAUUAAGCAGCGGAGUACGGUUCAGGAAAUUAUUACCGGGUGCGGCGGAAAGGUCACCUCGCAAAAGGGGACAUCGGUAGCUCAAAUUACCAAUGAUACGCUGGAUACGUUAUAUGAUUGCAUAUUAAGAGGUCAACGACCUGUGUUAUUAUUAAAAAAUACGUAA
This is a messenger RNA of Phytomonas sp. Hart1, 666 nucleotides long. The record is from the annotation of a GenBank genome assembly. NCBI's taxonomy places the organism in Eukaryota, Euglenozoa, Kinetoplastea, Trypanosomatida, Trypanosomatidae.